AGCUAUUCUGACUGUUGUCAUUUCUUAAAGGAAAAGCCGAGUGCAUAAUCUGACUCGUGGUUUUAUGAGGAUUACACGAAUUUACGCGGAAAGUUAACUUGUUUUUGACUAGUUUGCUAAAAAUCUGGUUAGAAACCAUCACGACCUCUUCUCAUGUGAUCAGAGCGAGGGAUGUUGCUGGAGGUCAUUAUGGGACCAGCUGAGCCAUGGCCAACAUUCAGAUCCGAAAGUACCGGCAUGAGGACUCUGAAACCGUAAAGGAGCUCUUCACCUCAGGGAUGAAUGAGCACUUGCCUUCGUCCUUCGUGCACGUCCUGAAACAGCCGCUGACCCAGAUGUUCCUCAUGGUCACGUUCUGCGCCCUCAUUACCAGCUCCCAGUCCUUCCUGCUGCCCGUCCUGGCCGUCACCCUCCUCCUGGCCGGAGUCCGGCAGAUGAUCGUCUACAUGUUCAACCAAUACAUAGACGCGUCUUUGAAGAAUGACCUCAAUGACAUCAGCGAGACCUACCUGCGGAAGAAUAAUUCGUGCUUCUGGGUGGCUGAAAGCGACGGUCAGGUGGUCGGGACGGUGGCGUGUCUCCCUGCCGAGAAUAUGCCCGAGUUUUUGGAGCUGAAGCGCAUGUCGGUGCGGCGCAGUCACCGAGGGAAGGGAAUCGCUAAGAGUCUGUGUCGGACAGUGGCGGAUUUCACUAGGGAGAGAGGUUUCCCUGCCGUCAUCCUUUACACGUCUAUGGUCGCUACCGACGCUCAAAAACUGUAUGAACACAUGGGUUAUAAGAAGAUGAGGCAGUUUCCUAUACCAGAGUUUUUUGCGAAAAUCAUCAACUUCACUCUGAUUGAGUACAGACUUGAUUUAGAGGAAGAGAAAUAAAGCUAGUGAAA
Molecule: messenger RNA, 883 nt
Organism: Xiphophorus maculatus (southern platyfish)
Lineage: Eukaryota; Metazoa; Chordata; Actinopteri; Cyprinodontiformes; Poeciliidae
Product: probable N-acetyltransferase camello
Exons: 2
Coding region: 207-872 (221 amino acids)
Molecular function (GO): N-acetyltransferase activity
Source: RefSeq, a predicted model, not a curated record